GUUGGCUAUUAACAUAGACUAUAUAGGCAUAUAACCCUAUAAAUAUACAAUAUAGCGUAAUUAAGUGAAAACGGGUGGCAAGUAUUAAUCUCGUGGUUAAGUCGGAGAAGGGCAAAAGUACAAUGUAGCAUGCAAAAAAUAUUGUACAGAGACGGUAGGCUACUCUUAUUUCCAUCAAAAGGCGGCAUUGAACCGUCUUUGAAUUGUCAUAUAACCACAAAGUGAGCUCCUCGUUAGUGUCCGUGACGGCUCGUCAGGUUUGAUUAAUGAUUUUGCGACAGUUCGGUUUGGAGUGAAAGUCUUACAGCCUGUUGAACGUGAGAGAUCUCAUCCUUGAGGCACCUCCCAUCCUUUUUAGAGAGAACGGUAAGAUGCUUUGCUACAUGAUGAUGCCACUGCCAUGUUUAGAAAGGGUGGUUACCUAAGUGAUGGAUGGGGAGUUGGAACCCAGAGCAGAUGCAGAGGAGGCCUUAAGGAAGGAGGUGGAGCCCAUGGAAGCCACACCUUCAACAGAUCUGUCCUCAGAUGGGCAGCAUCAAGGUGGAGCUGGUGCCGUGACAACAGACUUACCCAAGGCUCCAGAGGAUAAUGAUGAUGAUGUUGUGCUAGUAGAGGGGCCUCCUGCACACUCUCAAGGGGGAACACAGCCGCCAACCCCCUCUGACACCCCCACACCUGUCGAGACCCUUGCUGCUGCCAAAACCACAGACUGUGUGGAGUCAGCUACCACAGCAACAGCAUCCUCCAAAGCUCCCACUCCUCCCUCCUCUGCAGCUGCUGCUGCCUCUGCGGCAGCCGUUACCACGGCGCUCAAAAGCCAGAGCGAGCCCAUUGUUAUAGACGAUGAGGAAGAUUCUGAACACAGAGGAUCUUCCUCGCUGGUGGUCCGUGAGACCAGGGGUGCCUUGAGUAGCACAGAACCUGACUCAGAAAUCAAAAUUGCCAGUGUUACCACAUUAGGAGUGGCAUGUUCAUCAGAGGUUGCCAUGUCAACCUCAACAGGAACAUCCGUAGCCCCGUGUACACAGGAGGGUAUGAACCUAAAAAUCACAAGUGUGACAUCGUUGAAGGGGGAUGGUGGAGCAGACUCUGGCAUGGAAGAGGUGGAGACAGCAGAAAACGGCUUACAGAUCAGCAGUGCAUUCAGCCUGAACCUCGAGGCCCAGCAGAGCCAAGGAUCAGCCAGCAGACCUUCACCCACUUUCAACCCAGGACGCGUUAGCUCAGCCACCCAGCCAGUUCAAAAUGGAGAGACGGGGACCCACCAGAGAUCUGAUUCUUGGAUCUCCCAGUCAGCAUCUUUUCCUCGUAAUCAGAAACAGCCAGGGGUGGACUCUCCCUCUCCUGCAGCCUCUCUUCCCAAACCUCCUGGUCAGUCCUCCACAGGGUCCCAACAACCCACGCGUACCAUGAAGGUCACCUGCGCUAACUGUAAGAAGCCUUUAAAGAAAGGCCAAACAGCCUAUCAGCGCAAAGGCUCCUCCCACCUGUUCUGCUCCACCACCUGCCUCUCUGCCUUCUCCCAUAAGCCCACGCCCAGGAAGAGCUGCACCAUGUGCAAGAAGGACAUUACUAGUAUGAAAGGAACAAUUGUGGCUCAGGUGGACUCAAGUGAAUCAUUUCAGGAGUUUUGCAGCACCGGCUGCCUGGGUGCAUAUGAAAAUAAACAGAAUCCCCCGAAGAACGCUCUCAAAACCAAGUGCACUGUCUGCGGAAAGCUCACAGAGAUUCGACAUGAGGUUAGCUUCAAAAACGUUACCCAUAAGAUCUGCAGUGACGCCUGCUUUAACCGUUACCGUAUGGCUAAUGGGCUCAUCAUGAACUGUUGUGAGCAGUGUGGGAACUACCUGCCCAGUCGUGCUACAGCAAAUCACUUCUUACUUAUUGAUGGGCAACAGAAGCGGUUCUGCUGUCAAAACUGUGUCAGGGACUACAAGCAGACACAUGGAAAGAUGACGCAGUGUAGUGGCUGUAAAGUGAUGUGCAGGUCAUUUGAUGUCACGCAUGGAAUUGGACCCAGUGGAAUCAUGGAGCCGUAUUGUUCUGCAGCUUGUCUGACUAAAAGCAAAGUUGCCGCUGUUGCUCAGAUUGCUGAGCCCUCUUGUCAUUUCUGUAAAAGAAAUGCAUUACCUCAGUAUCAGGCAACACUGCCUGAAGGGAAAGUCUUAAACUUCUGCAGCUCUCAGUGUGUCACAAAAUUCCAGAGUGCCACUAUUCAAACAUCAGCCAAUGGUCAGCUUCCUGCCUCAGCUUCCAGCAAUGUACAGCUGAAAUGCAACUACUGCCGAGGCUCUUUCAGUCUAAAGCCAGAGAUUCUGGAAUGGGAGGAUAAAGUGUACCAGUUCUGCAGUAAGACAUGUUGUGAGGAUUAUAAGAAGCUCCACUGUAUUGUCACCUUCUGCGAGUAUUGUCAGGAGGAGAAGACGCUUCACGAGACAGUCAAAUUCUCAGGGGUCAAAAGACCCUUCUGUAGUGAAGGUUGCAAGCUAUUGUUCAAGCAGGACUUUGCACGUCGUCUAGGCCUGAAGUGUGUUACCUGUAAUCACUGCACGCAGAUGUGCAAGAAAUCUAUUACCAAACAGAUAGACGGGGUCAGCAGGGACUUCUGCAGUGAGGCCUGUGCAAAGAAGUUUCACGAGUGGUACUACAAGGCGGCACGCUGCGACUGCUGUAAGGUACAGGGGAACCUAACAGAGUCUGUGCAGUGGCGUGCAGAGAUGAAGCACUUUUGUGAUCAGCAGUGUCUCCUCCGCUUUUAUUGCCAACAAAAUCAGCCAAAUAUGGCAACACAGAAAGGCCCUGAAAACAUAGCUUUAGGACUUGGAGGACAGACUCAUCCGUCUAAGCUUACGUUGAUUAAUCAGGGACCUGUGUCAUAUGCCGGAGGAGGGAUCCCUAAAGAUGUGAAAAACAAAGCUGUGCUUUGUAAACCCCUCACUAUGACUAAGGCAACCUAUUGCAAGCCUCAUAUGCAGAGCAAACCACUGCAGACAGAAGAGGAAGGUUUGGAGGGCUUGGUGAAGGAGUACGUCCCUGUCCCAAUACCUGUUCCUGUUUAUGUCCCAUUACCCAUGAAUCUCUAUGCUCAGACCACACCCACACCUGUUCCAAUACCUGUACCGGUGCCUGUGCCAGUGUUCCUGCCCACUACACUACAGAGUGCUGAGCAGAUUGUCAAGACCAUCAAUGAGCUCAAAGCUAAUUUCCCCCCUGAUCCUCUGGAGGCUGACUUGCUAGCUAUGGCUGAAAUGAUCACAGAGGAUGAAAAGAAACCUGACUGCUCUGAUAUCAAAUGUGAAAAGAAAAGUGGUGCAGUGAAAAGAGAGAGAGUAAAGAGCGAGAGUGGUGGCAGCAGUUCAGAAGAAGAGGAAGAGGAGGAAGAUAAGUACGACCCAGACCUGGACCUGGAAAACGACUUUUCUCUAGCCUCAGAGCCUGUACCUGUGCUGGAGGGUCUGGAUGCAGAGAUGGGUUUCAUGCUGCCCCCUGUCCUUGCUGAGGAGAAAGAUGAGACCCCCCGCCCAAGAACCAGGAGAAGGGGCAACAAGCGACGAGCUGUGGAAGAGGAGUCCUCACCAGCUUCCUCCUUAUCAGCAGACCACACUGCAGCAGAUGGCUCCUUCCCCCUCACUUCUAGGUAUAGCCUUAAUGCCUGGAGAAGGUGGACAGCAUCAUCAGCUGCACAGCCCACUGGCCUGAAAGGGAAAGACUCCCUCAAACAAGUGACUCCAGCUCGAUUGAAAGGCAGUCUCCUCUCUCUGAGCUCAGCAGAGCUGAACCAGGCUCUGGCUAAAUUCGUCAAAGAAGUGCGUCGCCCCAACGGGGAGCGCUAUGCUCCAGAUAGCAUUCUCUACCUUUGCCUCGGCCUCCAGAAGCAUUUGCAGGACAAAGGAAGAACAGAUGACCUCUUCAAUGACUCCUGCUACCAAAUGUUUGGAGAAGAGCUUAAUAAGGUUCUGAAAGACUGGCAACCCAGUGUUCUUCCUGAUGGUUCUCUGUGGGGUCGCGUAGAAGAGCUGUGCCUGUGGAGCAGCCAGCAGCUGGGAGAGUAUUCCCCUUCUGUUCUUCUGCGCUCGCUUGUCUAUCUAAACACUAAAUACUUUGGCCUGCGCACUGUCGAGCAGCACUUGCGCCUCUCUUUUGGCAAUGUCUACGGCCCCAGCACUUCCAAACCUCACAGUCACGAGACCACAGUCUGUAUACGCAUCCCCUCCAUCUCACAGGAUCAGCAUGAAUCAACAGGAAGUAAGAGGAGACGUAAAGAGGGUAGUGAUUCAAACUUUGAGCUGGACGAUGGUUCGGGAGACCACACUCGCUGUCCUGUUAAGAAACCAGAGUGUCGCUUGUAUGAGUUGUAUCUGUCUAAGUGCCCAGAGUCUGUUAGGCAAAGGACAGAUUUUUUCUAUGUGAAGCCAGACGUCUCCUGCACAUCAGACAGUCCGUUGUGGUUCAGCUCAACUCCUCUAGAAAAGUGUGUCCUAGAGGGCCUCCUAACUCAAGUCCUGCUAGUGAAAGACAUCUACAGAGAGAGUGCCCGUGAAGAGGAGGGUAUUUAAGGCUGGAUAAACUGAGGACUCCUACGCCACCAUAGCACCCUCUGCAUUACAUAACUUCACUGUCCCUUUAAACACACUGAUCCCAGUACAGCUAUAAGCAAAGAGAAUACUGUACGUCAGGUCUUGAAGAGGUUUAAGGCCUAAUGCUGAUUUCUACAUCAGUGGUUCCAGAAGUCUUAGGACCAUGGAAGCGGUGCUUUACAUGAAGAGCGACCCAUAGACUGCUGCUUUUGUUUUUUCUUUUCAUUUCAUUUGUUAGGAAUUGCGUGUAUGUGAUGUAGCAUUACUUACGAUGCCCAGAUUGGGCUGCUGUGGUUUGUAAAUAUUUCUGAAAGUAGUGGGUUAGAGAGAAGUGGAGAGUGUGUGCGUUAAACAACAAGCUGAAAUACUAUAAAUAAACAAAAAGAAAAAAAUCAUCCUGGACACGAACCCAUGAAAGCCUUCUUAAGAUAAAAUAUUUAUUUAUUGCGGAUUGUGAUUGAUUGUCAGGUCCUUUUUGAGAGGACAGUGUGUGUGUUUGUGUGUGUGUGUGUGUGUGUGUGUGUGUGUGUGUAUGUAUGUGUGUGUGUGGACGCUGUGCCAUUUCUCUCACCUUCUUGAAGAGCAUUAAAACCUGCUGCAGCCCUGGAUCGCCCAUCCGUGUCUGUCUCUAUCUCUCUCUUUUGGAGUUUGGGUGGACUGCAGAUCAGGUUUAUAUGAAGCAGGGUUUUUUGUUGGUAUUGAACCUACUGGUGUUAAGCUAUUCUUUUCAACAGUCAGUUAUCAGUCAGUUUUUAUUUUUAUUCCCAAUGUGAUUUUAUUUUUCCCCUCCUAUCUUUUUGACUUUUGGCUGUUUCUUUGUUUCAUUUGAAAUAAACAAAGCACUUCUCAAAAAGUGCAAUGUUGAUUCACA
This is a messenger RNA of Pygocentrus nattereri (red-bellied piranha), 5448 nucleotides long. It is a transcript of the gene zmym2, whose product is annotated as zinc finger, MYM-type 2. The transcript is spliced from 24 exons. The coding region runs from base 429 to 4556 and encodes 1375 amino acids. The record is from RefSeq and is a predicted model, not a curated record. Lineage: Eukaryota; Metazoa; Chordata; Actinopteri; Characiformes; Serrasalmidae. Gene Ontology annotation, molecular function: zinc ion binding.